This is a messenger RNA of Felis catus (domestic cat), 4996 nucleotides long. RefSeq names its product solute carrier family 52 member 3 (gene SLC52A3). The transcript has 5 exons. The record is from RefSeq and is a predicted model, not a curated record. Gene Ontology annotation, cellular component: plasma membrane. Bases 497 to 1906 code for a protein of 469 amino acids. Gene Ontology annotation, molecular function: riboflavin transmembrane transporter activity. Lineage: Eukaryota; Metazoa; Chordata; Mammalia; Carnivora; Felidae. Gene Ontology annotation, biological process: riboflavin transport.
GCGGUCCGUCGGAGCCGGGAGCCCAGCUGGGACGCCCGGUGGACUCCAGCCCCCUCCUCCCCGGGCCAAAAGACUGGGCCCCCCCACCGACCUCUGCCCGGCUGCAUGAACACGCCGCUGGGGAAGUCUAGACGGCCGUUCCUGCCAGGUUGCGCUGGAGCCUCACCAGCCUGGCAGGAGGGCUGGGGGUUGGGAUGAGCACGGAGGGGAGGCUGCUUGACCAAGGUCAGCCUCGUGGGAGGCCCCGAGGAGGAGGAGGAGGAGGAGGAAGGGAGCUGGAAGUCUCUGCCAGCCGGCCUGCUGGGCUCCCAUGAUCUCCUCCCUUCCUCCCUGUCAGCCAAGACCCGCAGAACAGGCCCAUCCCCGCCCCCUUUCUUCGAUGGAGAAACCAGGCCCCAGAGAGGGUGAGCAGCUGGCCUGAGGACACACAGCGGCAGCCCCGCCGCAGGCCGAUCCGGGAGGUGGCGGCUUCGUUCGGCACGGGGCGGACAUCGCCAUGCCCCUCCUGAUACACCUGCUGGUCUGCACCUUCGGGCUGGGCUCCUGGGUGGCCAUCAACGGGCUCUGGGUCGAGCUGCCCCUGCUGGUGACGGAGCUGCCCGAGGGGUGGUAUCUCCCCUCCUACCUCACGGUGAUCAUCCAGCUGGCCAACAUCGGCCCCCUCCUGGUCACCCUGCUCCAUCACUUCCAGCCUGGCUGCCUCUCGGAGGUGCCCAUCAUCUUUACCGUGCUGGGCGUGGGCACCAUCACCUGUACCCUCUUCGCCUUCCUCUGGAAUGUCACUCCCUGGGUGCUGGACGGCCCUCACAGCAUCGCCUUCAUGGUCCUCACCUUCUUCCUGGCCCUCGUGGACUGCACCUCGUCGGUCACCUUCCUGCCCUUCAUGAGCCGGCUGCCCGCCCACUACCUCACCACCUUCUUCGUGGGCGAAGGGCUCAGCGGCCUCCUGCCUGCGCUGGUGGCUCUUGCCCAGGGCUCGGGUCUCACUACCUGUGUCAAUGUCACUAAGCCGUUAGAAACCACCCCAAGCGCCGAGACCACCAGGAAGACUGUCUUCCCCCAGGGAGCUAACAGCACUUUUGCGUCUGACCUUGCCGGGACGGCACAUUCCGCGGUCCAUCUGGAAAGUCGCCACCUGCCGGCCAACUUCUCGCCUUUGGUCUUCUUCCUCCUCCUCUCCUUCAUGAUGGCCUGCUGCCUGGCCGCUUUCUUUGUCCUCCAGCGGCAGCCCAGACCCAGGGAAUCUUCCAUAGAAGACCUCCUCACCUCCCAGGUCACCCUCCACUCCAUCCGGCCACGGGAAGGGGAGGACCCGGGCCCCCCAGGGCCAAGGGACAACAGCAAGGCCCAGGGGCAUCCAGAGGAGAAAACGGCCCCCCACCACCCCGCCCGCCUGACCUUCAUCUACAUCCUGGUGGCCUUUGUAAACGCGCUCACCAACGGCGUGCUGCCCUCCGUGCAGACCUACUCCUGCCUGUCCUACGGCCCCAUCGCCUACCACCUGUCAGCCACCCUCAGCUCCAUGGCCAACCCUCUUGCCUGCUUCCUCUCCAUGUUCCUGCCUCACAGGUCUCUGCCAUUCCUGGGCGUCCUCACAGUGCUCGGGACUGGCUUCGGGGCCUACAACAUGGCCAUGGCCGUGAUGAGCCCCUGCCCCCUCAUGCAGGGCCACUGGGGUGGAGAAGUCCUCAUUGUGGCCUCCUGGGUGCUGUUCAUCGGCUGCCUGAGCUACGUCAAGGUGAUGCUGGGCGUGAUCCUGCGCGACCGCAGCCGCAGCGCCCUCUUGUGGUGUGGGGCGGCGGUGCAGCUGGGCUCCCUCCUCGGGGCUGUGCUCAUGUUCCCGCUGGUCAACGUGUUCAGGCUCUUCUCGUCCGCCGACUUCUGCAGCCUGCAGUGCCCCACCUAGGACCCCUGGCGCGGUCCGUUACAUGACCCUGACCCGCUCCCGUCGCUAACACUGGAAACCUGGGCAAGGCACGCAGCCCAGGCCACAGGGCAAGUGGCGGGGAGCGGGGGGGCAGAGCCCGAGUCCCUACGCAUCCACGCAGACUCCGCUCCGGAGCGGGGGAGAAAGCCACGGGCCUCCCACGGGGCCUGGAAAUGCAAAGCACAGCCCUGCCCCCCCAAUGCUGGGUCGCGGUGCCUGCAGUUCCGUUUCAGAACUCCCGCGGGCUCUUGGGCGACGGCGGAUUUGCAGCACCCAGCCGGAGGCAGGCUCAGGGGUGUCCGAAGGGAAACCGCAGAGGGGGCGAGCCCGUCACUUAUUUCUCUGUGCCUCAGUUUCCUAAAAUGGGGACCAUGAUAAAUAGCACCUACCUCACAGGCGGAGCACAGGGAGAAAGGGAAGAAGCACCCAGCAUUGGCCAUUCCCUGACCUGACGCCCAAGGGAAGUUAAGUGCACAUCAACACAAGGGAGAAGUGGCCAGGAGGGUUGAGAGACGACCCCUGCCCGGUAUCCUUUUUCCUAUUAUUCUCACAGAGGAGCUUGUAAAAGGACCCCUGGCUAAUGGUGGGAUCUUGGGGCAUCUUGACUCCCCAGUUCCCAAUGUGGAUGGACACUGUGCCCCACACACCCCUUCCCGUCACCGCUCCUGACUCAAGAAGUCCGGCUUCUUGGAAAGCAAGGGACCUUCUGGGAGGCAGGGGGGGGGGGCCAUGCCAAACCUCUCAAGUGAGUCCCCUCCCCUCCCCCAGCCACCAAGGCUGAGAACUGGACCCGAGAACCCUGGGAAGCAGCUCUCUCAGCUGGGGAGGAGUGCAUCAGCUACCCGAUUAUUAUUUUGUUUUCUUUUUUCUUUUUUUAGAGAGACAUUCCCUGCUUUUAAACUAAGAUCAGCCCUCUAAAAUCAAUAUAAUCAGUUUUCAGUUCUAAGGUCAAGGCUAAGGUCAGAAACGAACAGAAUCAAAGGCUUAGAGAAUGUCCGGUCCUGGGACUUCUUUUCUUCAGUGGUUUGCUUGCUUGCCACCGGCCCUCCCUUUAAUUUAUUUUGAAUAGAUAAUACAGUCGCAUGUUUCAAAAGUCAGAAAAUAUAAAAUGAUGUUCAGCAAAAAAAUCCCAUCUCUCCUCUCCUUCAUCUGCCCCGGUUCCCCUCAACGCACACACGCACACACGCACGCGCUUUAUUUUCUUUUUCACUCUUACAGAGAUUAUGCAAAUGCAAAUACAGACUCUUUUUACAGAAAAAGUGCUACACUACUGUGUACCUUGUACCUUUCACUCAACAACGAAAAUGGAGAGAGGGUUCUGGUUCUUUCCUACGACCACAUCAUAUCCCAUCGUGUGGGGGUACCAAAUUUAUUCAACCAGUCCUCCGUAGAAAGACAUUUGAAGGUACUGGAGACAACAUUUGAAACAAAAUCUCCCACUGCGAUGCCUGGGUGGCUCAGUGGGUUGAGGAUCUGUUGAUUUCAGUUCAGGUCAUGAUCCCAGGGUCGUGGAAUCGAGUCCCACCAUGAGACUCCAUGCUGAGUGUGGAGCCUGCUUGAGAUUCUCUCUCUCUCUCUCUCUCUCUCUCUGCCCCUCUCUCCCACCCAUGCACGCUCUCUCGCUCUCUCUCUCCCUAAAAUUGGAAUUUUUUUUUAAUUUAAAAAUCUCCCACCAAUCAGAAAAGCUCUCCACAAAAGUGGCAGAGAAAAAAAACAGUUCUAUUACUGAAUAAGCAUUAAACCAGACUGUGGCGCACAUCAGACAAUCCGCUGAAGAGAUUGCAAAGGCAGGAACCCCACCCUUUUAUGACCUCCAGCAGAUACGAGCCUACGACCUCCAUGUUCUCAGACGAUAACUAGUCCUCAAGAAGGGUACUAGGUGGCCCCGUUUGUCACAAUUCUUCCUGAAUUCACCUGGCAAUUGGGCUAGCUGUCUUUAUCUGCAGGGGAAAGAAAUUCCUAUCUUGGGGCGCCUGGGUGGCUCAGUCGGUUGAGCGUCCGACUUCGGCUCAGGUCACGAUCUCACAGUUUGUGAGUUCGAGCCCCGCGUCGGGCUCUGGGCUGACGGCUCGGAGCCUGGAGCCUGCUUCGGAUUCUGUGUCUCCCUCUCUCUCUGCCCCUCCCCCCCCCUCAAAAAAUGGACAUUAAAAAAAAUUUUUUUUUAAUUUCUAUCUUUACAAGAGGCGACUUUUUGCAACCUGGAGCCCAACGCUGAUGUUAGGUUCCUACCCUCCCACAGAGACUGGGUGAUGGGACACUGACCUUCUGGAUAUGCUCUCCCAUCCGUAAGAAAAGUGAUCCUGGGUGGCAAAACUGACUAGAGGCUUAUUCAGCUUUUUCAAAGACUUGAGUAUACCUAAAAGGAGCAGGGGAAGAAUUUACAAGUUUUCUAGAGUAAAUGCUCUAAGGGAAGGGAGAGGGGGGUGUCUCCCUCUUUGGCACGAGGGACAAUUAUUUGUAUUUGCCCUUACAAGGGCAUUCGGGUUGUUUUCAAUUGUUGCCUCCCAGAAGGGAUGUUGGAAUGGAUAAUGAGCAAGGAUAGGAUCUCUCCGUGCUGAUGCGCAAAGAUGGUCCAAGAUUAAUCCCGCACACAGAAAGGAGACGCGGAAGAAUGCGUAGAUCACGGAGUUAGCCGCGCUAGUGCGUUCUGUCUGGGACUAGGUGAGGGGGUAAGUGAUCUGGCAUUUGGAAAAGGCACCUCCAUCUGACCCUGCCCUCCCCCCCAUGGUUUUGCUUUCACCCACCGUCCUUGGAGGUCUUCUGACAUUAGCGGCCUUUAAGUGAAGGUGCGUGAGUCAGCUCCCACAGUCUCCUCUGUACGAUGGGGACAAUGAGAACAUCUCUCAACCAGGGUUGAGCCGAUAAGUGCACGUGCUUAGCGCCGCACCCGCAAACAGCAAGCACUCAAUAAAUGCCACUAGAAGCUCCCACUUUCUGAGCACCUGGGUGGCUCAGUCACUUAAGCGUCCGACUUCCGCUCAGGUCACGAUCUCACAACUCCUGAGUUGGAGCCCCGCAUCGGGCUUGCUGCUGUCAGUGAGGAGUGCGCUUCGGAUCCUCUGUCCCCCA